Molecule: messenger RNA, 1779 nt
Organism: Penicillium oxalicum
Lineage: Eukaryota; Fungi; Ascomycota; Eurotiomycetes; Eurotiales; Aspergillaceae
Exons: 9
Coding region: 1-1779 (592 amino acids)
Biological process (GO): mitochondrial seryl-tRNA aminoacylation
Cellular component (GO): mitochondrion
Molecular function (GO): tRNA binding; ATP binding; serine-tRNA ligase activity
Source: RefSeq, a predicted model, not a curated record
AUGGUGUCGGUCACAGACGAGUCUCGAGAGCAGGAACCCCUCCUAGGCUCGCCUAACUCAACCACGCAGAAGCAAGAUGCUCAUAUUGCCUGGAAUCUGAUUACUGGCACUGCCAGUGUUGCACAGGCGGGGAUCUGGACUUUGGUUGCUCUCGUCUGGUUCAAGGUCUUAGCUUUGCCCUUCGCUCUCUUCACGGGACAUCCCCACCGCCCUCCUCCUGCAAGUCAGGCUGCUCUAAUUCUCCAACCGACCGCCACUCCCGACCAGAAACUGCUGGGCACCCGCAUCCACUAUACCUUCCAGCUACUCGGUAUUCUGUGCUUCCUCAGUGCCUUCCUGAUCAUCGAGAUAAACAAGGGCGACCACCCUCAUUUCGUUUCUCCUCACAGUAUCCUGGUGCUUGGCAGCGUCGACGCUGGCAAGCGAGUCUUCAAAUAUCAUCGCUGGUCUGGAUAUGUUUUGCUCCUGCUGGAGGUUUCGGCUGUCGUGGCGGCGACCCAGACACCCUACAACCUGAAUGCCAUCCACAUUCCCACAAGGGGUGUGGUCAUCGCGAUCAUUCUGGUAUUACUGGGGGUGGCUCUCGAUGGGCGUGAUGGCCCCACUCCAAACCCGCCCAAAGACUCAUCUCCACUCCUUCACCUUCUCCGACGGCUUCUUCUUCCAUCCGCCUUCGCUAAUGGCACCCUCUCCCUCCCCCUAUAUCUACUUCAAUUGCAGAUUGAGCCCCUGAAAUGCGUUGCCUCGACUCCAGACAUAUCGCUCAUUCUCGACGACUCGUCGGCACCAGCAGAUCCUGCGACCCGCGACAGCUCCCAAACCCACGCCGGACGUGAAACACAUCCGCCAGAAUGCCGAGCUCUACGCACAGAAUUGCAUAGACAGGAAUUAUGCGGGUCAUACAGAAUACCCAUCCAGGAUUCAAGCUCUAUCCGACGAGGCCAGGCAACUCGAUUAGGACCUCAAGUCUCCGCGCUCGCAGAUCAAGCAGCUGGAAAAGACCAUCGAAAAGCUAUCCAUUGCGGCACGGCAAGCUUCGACCAACAGCACAGAGAACGCGUCAGUCCACUACAGAGCUCUAAGCUCGAUCGCACAUUACCAUCGGCACCGAACUCGGUCUUCUCGAUUUUACAAGCUCAGCCACCACGACCGGAUAGGAGAACUAUCUCGCCGCCAUCAAUCGUCUACUCCUACAUCGCCGAGGCAUACGGCUUCCAGCCGCGCGACCAGCACAAUAAGCAGCAAAUCUGGUCAAUUGAGCAGAACGAGCGCGACCGCGAUACAAAGACACCGCGCUCGUUGACCGGAACCGCAGAAGUUCCCCUCGCGGCAAUGUAUACAGGCCGCGAUAUCAAUAAUUCCGAGCUCCCUCUUAAGCUAGUGGGCGCAAGCCGCUACUAUCGCGCAGAGGCGGGCUCGCGUGGCGUCGACACAAAGGAUAACCUCGUCUCUGAAACAGCAGCAGACAAGCCCACCUCAGACACACUCUUUGCGGAACUACUAGACAUCCAAACCGAGAUCCUCACGUCCCUCCAUCUCCCCUGCCGCGUCCUCGAGAUACCCACUAGCGAUCUAGGCGCCAGUGCAACCCGCAAGCGCGGUAUAGAAGCGCUUUUCCCGUCACGAUUCCGCCCUACGCCUGACUCAAUGAGUCCGGUCGAUCCCGCCGCGUCAGAGCUUGAAUCUGCCUGGGGCGAGGUUCCUUCGGCGUCCAUCUGUACGGAUUAUCAGAGUCGGCGACUGGUGACCCGUGUCCGUGGUGGUGCGCUCAAAGAGUAG